GGUUCACAAAAAACAAUUUUUUGAUCAACUUAUUUACAUUUUUGCCAAUUUCUAAAAGAAUUAGAAAUGUCGCAAAUAAAUGAGAAAAGAAGAACAAUAUCUAUCAAAGAUAAACUCAAAGUUAUUGAAAAAGCAAAAUGUGGAGAGUCACGAGCCAACUUAAUGAAAGAAUUCAAUAUUGGUUCUUCAACAUUAUCAGCUAUAAUAAAAUAUCAAAAAUCUAUUGAACUGAAAGCAAGAGAGAAUCCUUUGUGCUUAGAAUCAAAAAGAAUGAAGCCAGCAAAGUUCCAAAGAGUGGACGAAGCUCUCAUGGUUUGGGUUCGUCAAAUGCGUACUGGAAAAUUUCGUCUGACAGGACGAAUUAUUAAGCAAAAGGCAUUAGAAUUUGCAGAAUCUAUGGGAAUAGUUGAUUUCAAGGCUUCUGAGGGUUGGCUUUGUAAUUUUCAAAGAAGAAAUGGCAUCAUCAGACCAAGGCAAGGAAAUGCGAUUAGUUCUAAACUAAAUAUUGAUGACUCUAACACAAUCCACGAAAGGCUUACCAAUAACUGGAUUCAAUUGGAACUCGUACCUCUUCUUGCUGAAUUUCCUGAAGAGAACAUUUUUAAUCUCGACGAAUUUGGAAUAUUUUGGAAAGCAACACCUAGCAGAAGUUCGGAAUUGAGAGGUGAAACUUGUUCGGAUGGCAAACUUAGUCGCAACAGACUUUCUAUACUCAUAGGAGCAAAUAUGUCAGGAACCGAAAAAUUGCCAUUGCUAAUAAUUGGCAAGUCAGAAAAUCCUCGCUGCUUUAGGAACGUUAAAUCCCAAGUCAAGUCGUUGUAUCGAAACAAUUUAAAAGCAUGGAUGACACCUUUCUUAUUUGAGGAUUUCUUCGUCGAAUGGGAUAAACAGCUGCAGGUCGAAAAUCGUUUUGUCGUGGCAAUAGUCGAUAAUUGUUCAGCACAUACCAAAAGUGUUUCUUAUCUCCUUAAAAAUAUUAGACUCGUCUUUUUCCCUUCAAAUUGUAGUUCAGUUCCACAGCCUAUGAACAUGGGAAUAGUGAAAAAUUUCAAACAACUUUAUAGAACAGAAUUAGUCAGCAAUCACAUGAAAAUUAUAGAUGGAAAGGAAUCAAUCGAAAAUAAUGUCCUGGAGGCAAUCGACAUUCUCGUUCAGUCAUGGGAUAAAAUAUCACCACAAACGAUCAGCAAUUGCUUCAACACAGCGGGAUGGAAACAAGAUUUUAUGAUCGAUGAACAAAUAUAUGACUGGGAUCCUCUUGAGCAGAUGCAGAUAGACGAAAAAUUCAUAAACUUUGAUAAUAAUUUAGUUUCGUCUGGGUUGCUAACAGAUGAAGAGAUUUUACAAACUGUCGCUGAAAAAGAUGAAGAUGAUUGUGAUAAUUUCGCCAUAAAUGAAGUACAAUAUAAAGAAAUCGACAACUACGAAACUGAAAACCCAGUCGACAAUUUCGACUUUGCUGAUUCCAUAGGAGCUCCCGAAAAUAACUUCAAAGUAGAAGUCAUUGUUAAAGAAGAAACUGAUCAUGAUCACGACUAUCUAAAUAUAACCGAAAAUCAAGUUGAAUGUAAGCAAUACGACGAUGAUAACAUUGCUGAUUGCUUAAGAGCUCAUGAAGAUAGUCUGCUUGCAAGCAAAAAUAUUUCAGCAGAAGUUCUCAACACAUUUUAUUUAUUGAAGAAAGCAUUACACUUCUAAAAGUCCCUUCUUAGAUAACUUAAAUCAUUUUUAGAAUUAAGGGUAAUAAAGUUAUUUUUAAAAAGAAGUCAUUAUGUCAACAUCAUCAA
This is a messenger RNA of Clunio marinus, 1787 nucleotides long. The record is from the annotation of a GenBank genome assembly. Lineage: Eukaryota; Metazoa; Arthropoda; Insecta; Diptera; Chironomidae.